Messenger RNA from Penicillium odoratum, 1146 nucleotides. RefSeq names its product ferritin-like domain-containing protein. Lineage: Eukaryota; Fungi; Ascomycota; Eurotiomycetes; Eurotiales; Aspergillaceae. The record is from RefSeq and is a predicted model, not a curated record. The transcript is spliced from 3 exons. Bases 1 to 1146 code for a protein of 381 amino acids.
AUGAAGUCGUCUUCCUACGCCGCUCUUGUUGCUGCUAUCAGCACUGUCCAAGCUAAUCCUGUCUCCAAGCGUGCUGUUACUGAUGCCGACAUCCUUAACUACGCUCUGACCCUUGAGCACCUUGAAGCCACUUUCUACGCUCAGGGUCUCCAAAACUACACGCAGGCAGACUUUGUCAAUGCUGGAUACGCUGAUCCAUUCUACGACAACCUUUUGAGGGUUGCCUCUGAUGAGAAAACGCACGUCAGCUUUCUGACCAGUGCUCUUGAGGCCGCUGGCGCUCCCGCCACUGCCGAAUGCACUUAUGCUUUCCCCUCCACCGAUGUAGACAGCUUUGUGGCCCUCGCCAACGUACUUGAGGGGGUAGGUGUCAGCGCCUACCUCGGAGCUGCUGCCUCUAUUGCAAGCAAGCAGUACCUCACCGACGCGGGCUCUAUCCUAACUGUCGAGGCCCGACACAGCUCUUAUCUCCGUGCUGCUGCUGGCGAGGUUCCCUUUGCCCAACCUUUCGAUAACCCCCUCGACUUUGAUGAAGUCUACACUGUCGCGUCUCCAUUUAUUGUUUCUUGCCCGAGCAGCAAUCCUGCUCUGCCCGUCAAAGCAUUCCCUUCUUUGACCAGUACUUUCAGUGGAACCCUUUUGACUGGCUCCCAGGUCUCCCUCGCCACAGGAGAGGGAUUCACUGCCAGCGGAACUGUCUACGCUGCCUUCAUCACUGUUACUGGUCCAGUCUGGGCGAGUGUCACUCCUUCUGAAGGUGGCUAUACCGUUACAAUCCCACAAGGCGUUGAGGGUCAAAGCUAUGUUGUUCUGACCUCCUCCAAUGACAACGUCUCUGACGAUGACAUCCUCGCCGGGCCUGCAAUUCUUGAGAUUGGUGCCAAAAAUGGCCGCCUGACCACUGGUUGCACUGGUGGCAGCAACAGUACUACUUCUAGCACGGCCUCGGGUCAGAAUGCUAGUGCGUCUGGGCAGUCCGCUGGGCAGCCGUUGAGUACCUCUCAGGCUCAGUCUUCAUCUUUCCCUGCGACACCUAGCGCAGGCUCCACUCCUGGCUCCGGCGCCUUUUUCACUGGUGCCGCCUCUAGUGUCCAGCCAGCUGUUGGCUUCCUUGCCGUUGUUAUUGGCGCCAUGGCUCUCCUGUAA